AUGGCCUCCGAAACAAGCCCACCAAAGAGCAUUGAGCAGCCCUCUGCGGCUGCGCGUGAGCCUAAGGAGAAGCUCUUUGGAAGGAAGUUUUAUGAAAGCAUUGGCAGCCCAAAAUAUGUUGUUGCUCCAAUGGUCGACAGAUCCGAAUUCGCGUGGCGCAUGCUUACUCGAUCAUUCAUGCCACCAAACGACCCGAAACCGUUACUCGCAUACACCCCAAUGUUUCACGCACGUCUUUUCGGCGAACAAGAGAACGUCCGGGCCAAACAUUUCCAACCUACCCGCAAAGGAGAGAACAAGGAUGAAUUGUUUCUUGACGGAAAUCCCGCAAUUGACCGGCCACUUUUCGUUCAAUUUUGCACAAACAACCCAGAUGAGUUCUUGGAGGCUGCCCGUCAUGUGGCACCUCAUUGCGACGCCGUGGACUUGAACCUUGGCUGCCCGCAGGGUAUCGCGAAAAAGGGACACUACGGAGCUUUCCUCCAGGAGGACUGGGACUUGAUCUAUAAGCUUGUGCAUCGGUUGCACACUGAACUCCCGAUUCCUGUCACGGUGAAAUUCCGUAUCCAGGAGACCAAGGAGAAGACCUUGGAGUAUGCUAAGAUGAUUCUCUCCGCUGGGGCCAGCAUCAUCACUGUGCAUGGACGCAGACGGGAACAAAAGGGUCACAAUACAGGAGUUGCAGACUGGAGCUAUAUCCGCUAUUUACGAGACAAUCUACCAGCGGAUACGGUAAUUUUUGCCAAUGGAAACAUUCUUAACUACGGUGACAUCGAAACCUGUCUCGAGGCGACCGGUGCCGACGCUGUGAUGAGCGCCGAAGGAAACCUAUCAGACCCGUCCAUAUUCAGCAAGCCACCCCCAGCCGGCACUGAAGGGAGAGAAUACUGGCGCGGGCGGGAUGGAAAGGGCGGUUACCGAGUUGACGCCGUGCUGCGAAGAUACCUUGAUAUCAUCUAUAAAUACGUUCUCGAACAGCCGGUUCCAGAAAGGAAGCCACUUUAUCUUCCAUCCGACCCAGUUGAUGAGUUUGCAGAAAUCAAUGAUGCCGAAAAUAACGGCCACGAGGAGGGCCCGCUCAAGAAAAAGCAAAAGCGGAGUAAGGCCGAGAAGGGCAAGAAGUGUCACUCUGCCAGCCUCGGUUUCAUGCAGGGUCAUCUCUUCCAAGUCUUGCGGCCAAUGGUUGGAACCCAUACCAACGUUCGGGAUGCUCUUGCGACAUCGAAACCAGGCGACAUGGCCGCUUUUGAGCACACCUUGGCCCUCCUCGAAGAGGCCAUUAAAGGUGGACUUCAGGAGUACGAAGCCUCUCCCGAGAAGUUUGAAGCACAACCCGAUGAGACUUUGAAGGGAUCUAAAGCAGUGAUUGCGGAGUACGGAAGGCCUUGGUGGAUCUGUCAGCCCCAUGUCCGUCCUCUGCCCGAAGAAGCAUUUGAAAGUGGAGCGAUGCGUGAAAAGGGCACAAAGCCUCCCGUUAAGAAUGAGAACGUAGAGAAUAAUACGCCCAAAGAGACUGAUACUCCCUCUGAGGGCACCAUCACGCCAGCCGAGGCUGCUGCUAUCACUGCCACCAACAUUACGCCUGAUCCUCUCGUGAGCGGAUAG
Molecule: messenger RNA, 1605 nt
Organism: Penicillium roqueforti
Lineage: Eukaryota; Fungi; Ascomycota; Eurotiomycetes; Eurotiales; Aspergillaceae
Product: tRNA-dihydrouridine synthase family protein
Exons: 2
Coding region: 1-1605 (534 amino acids)
Biological process (GO): tRNA processing
Molecular function (GO): tRNA dihydrouridine synthase activity; flavin adenine dinucleotide binding
Source: RefSeq, a predicted model, not a curated record